AUUCUGAUGGUGCUUUGAAAUAGAUCAGAUAAUGAUUCACAUUUCUCAGGCUUCAGUUCUGAUUAUACCAGGUCAAUGCCAUCCUCCAUACAUCUCAAUCUCUCAACAUUAUGUAGAAAGGGUUUACUGAAGGAAGCGCUACAUAUUCUGCUUACCACUCACAAUCCCCCUGUACGGUAUUCUAUAUAUCUUCAACUAUUGCAGAUCUGCAUUGCCAAGAAUGUGCUCUCAGAAGGCAAAAAAAUCCACUCUUUAAUCACUGAAAGGCAAUUUGCAUUUGUUACAAGAACAAGUUUUCAUAAUAAGCUUGUCGAUAUGUAUGGCAAGUGUGGGAGUUUGGUUGAUGCUGGUAAAGUUUUUGAUGACAUGAAAGCGCCAAACAGCGGGUCGUGGAAUGCCAUCAUUGCAGCUUACAGAAGACAUGGGUAUCCUCACGAAGCAUUCAAACUUUUUCACCAAAUGCAACGAACAGGUUUUCAGCCUAAUUCAUUCACCUUUACCAGCAUGCUCCCUGCCUGUGCCAAAUUAAGAGCUUUAAAACCGGGUUUGGAAUUCCAUGAAAGUAUAAUAGAAAUGGGAUUUUUGUCAGAUGUUGUAGUUGCAAGUGCCUUGUUAGACAUGUAUGGAAAAUGUGGAAGCUUGCACAAGGCACGUCAGCUGUUUGAAAAAAUUCCUCAAAAAAAUGUGGUCUCUUGGAAUGCGAUGAUUGUAGCGUAUGUACAAAAUGGUCAUCUUAACGAGGCUCUGAAGCUUUUCGCAGAAAUGCCUGAAAAAAACCCCACCUCAUGGAAUGCCAUGGUUGCAGGCUAUGCACGAUAUGGAUUUGUGGAAAAAGCCUUGGAGACAUAUAAGCUAAUGGAAUUGGCUCGGGUAAAGCCAAAGCCUACAACCUUUGCCAGCAUUCUCCCUUGUUGUGCCAAAUUAGGAGCUUUGGAUCAGGGUAUGGACAUCCAUAAGAGCAUAAUUGAAAGUGGUUUUUUGUCGGAUGUUGUAGUUGUGAAUGCACUGAUAGAUAUGUAUGCGAAGUGUGGAAGCAUAGAAAAGGCACGUGAACUGUUUGACGAAAUGCCUCAAAGAGAUGUGAUUUCAUGGAAUGCUUUGAUUGCAGGAUAUACACAAAGUGGCGCUCUUGAUCAGGCUUUAUCACUUUUUAAAGAAAUGCCUCAACGAAAUGUUGUCUCAUGGAAUGUGAUGAUUGCAGCAUAUGCACACAAUGGGUUUUCUGAAGAGGCUUUGGAAACUUUUAAGCAAAUGCAAUUGGCAGAUGUAAAGCCAGAUUCCGUCACUUUUGUUAGCGUCCUCCCACUCUGUAGCAAACUGGAAUCAUUAGAACAGGGUAUGGAUAUCCAUCAAAGAAUAAUUAAAAAUGGAUUUUUAUCAGUUGUCAUCGUUGCAAAUUCCCUUAUAGACAUGUAUGCAAAAUGCGGAAGUAUACACAAGGCGCGUGUACUGUUUGACCAAAUGCUUCAAAGAGACGUUGUCUCGUGGAAUGCAAUGAUUGCCGGAUAUUCACAAAGUGGCGACCUUGACCAGGUUUUAAGGCUUUUCGCAGAAAUGCCUCAAAGAAAUGUGGUCUCUUGGAAUGCAAUGAUGGCAGGCUAUGUACAAAAUGGGUUUGUGGAAAAGGCCUUGGAAGCAUUUAAUCAAAUGCGAUUGGCAGGUUUAAAGCCGAAUUCUGCAACCUUUGCCAGCAUCCUCCCGGCUUGUGCUGAAAUGGGAGCCCUGGAACAUGGUAUUGGCAUCCAUCAAAUCAUAGUUGAAAGUGGGGUUCUGACAGAUGUUGUAGUUGCAAGUGCCCUGCUAGACAUGUAUGCAAAAUGUGGAAGCAUACACAAGGCACGUGAACUGUUUGACAAAAUGCCUACAAGAAAUGUCAUAUCAUGGAAUGCUAUGAUUUCAGGAUAUGCACAUAAUGGGUUUUGCAAGGAUUCUCUAAAACUCUUUGAACUUAUGAAGCACUCUGAAACAUACCCUGACCAUGUAAGUUUCGCUGGUGUUUUAGUUGCUUGCAGUCAUGCGGGUUUAGUGGAUGAGGGCUGUAAACACUUCAAUGGCAUGAGUGAUACUUACUGCAUUGUGCCUACAAUUGAUCACUAUGUGUGCAUUGUUGACCUUCUUGGUCGUGCUGGCUAUCUUGAAGAAACUCUGAACUUUGUCAUCAAAAUUCCAGUUAACCCUGUGGCGGUUGUGUGGAUGUGUUUGCUUGGUGCCUGUAGAUCACAUAAGAAUGUGGAGCUAGGAUUAUUUACAGCAACUCUCCUUUUUGAGAUGGAUCCUAAAAAUGAUGCGGCCUAUGUUCUUCUAUCAAACAUCUAUGCAGAAGUGGGUAGGUGGAGUGAGGUGCAAAAGGUCAGGAAAUUGAUGAAAGAUAGAGGAAUUAAAAAGAUACCUGCAUCUAGUUGGAUUGAAGACCACAAAAUGUUACAUGCUUUUUGUGUAGGAAAUGACUCACACUCGCAGAUACAGGAGCUUUAGGCAAAGUAGGUGAAACUCUUGAAAGCUGAAGGCAGUAGGGCUAUUUGCCAGGUUCAAGACAUCACUCAACAUAUUGAGUGAUGUGGAGCAGGAAAAAGAAUAUUGUAGUGGUAAUUUGGCACAUGCAUUUGGAUUAUUAAAACAUGCCCCUUUGUUCAACUAUUAGAUUCCUCAAGUUUGUUUGGGUUAGGGAGAAAACAGAAUUAUUAUAUUAAUGAGUUUAAUCUUAUUUUUUAUCAUCA
Molecule: messenger RNA, 2717 nt
Organism: Cryptomeria japonica (Japanese cedar)
Lineage: Eukaryota; Viridiplantae; Streptophyta; Pinopsida; Cupressales; Cupressaceae
Product: pentatricopeptide repeat-containing protein At2g13600
Exons: 1
Coding region: 76-2475 (799 amino acids)
Biological process (GO): RNA modification
Molecular function (GO): RNA binding; protein binding
Source: RefSeq, a predicted model, not a curated record